CAUUAAUAAAGCAUAAUCUGUGGGUGACUUGAAUAAAAGAAACAAAUUAGGUGCUGGCGCGAAAAGUGUAGUCUGUGGAUUGCCAUUGAUGUUGAAACUUAAAGCGGUUUCUGAACCCACAAACCCUAACCCUAGCGAUAAUGCGAAAAAGACGCAAAGACUCGAUCUUGGAAGCGGAAGCGAAGUACUUUACAUUCCCAAGUUUCUAUCUUACGAUGAAGCCUGGAAAUUUUUCGAUUACCUCAACGACCACAUUCCUUGGACCAGGCCUACAAUCCGCGUCUUCGGUCGCUCUUGCCUCCAGCCUAGAGACACAUGUUAUGUUGCAAGUGCAGGAUUGCCAGACUUGAUUUACAGUGGAUAUCAGCCAAAAGCUUAUUCCUGGGAUGAUUUUCCUCCACUUAAGGACAUCUUGGAUGCAGUCCAUAAAGCUCUUCCAGGUAGUAGAUUUAACAGCUUACUUUUGAAUAGAUAUAAAGGUAGCAAUGACUAUGUAAGCUGGCAUGCUGAUGAUGAGAAACUUUAUGGGCCAGCCCCAGAGAUUGCUUCGGUCUCCUUUGGAUGUGAACGGGAAUUUUUGUUGAAGAAGAAACCUGGUGCAUCAUCCCAAGAAAGAAGAUCUGAUGGUGAACCUAUGUCCAAGAGAGUAAAGAAGAGCAACCUUGUUGAUCAACAUUCGUUCACACUAAAGCAUGGAUCAUUGUUGGUAAUGAGAGGCCACACUCAGCGUGAUUGGCUGCAUUCUGUACCUAAGCGUGCAAAGGCAGAUGCAACUCGUAUUAACCUUACCUUUAGGCAUAUAGUCUGAUGGCUCUUUGGAUUUGAAGCAAACCAAUUGCCAAUUUCAGGCGUGUUUGUUUAUUACUAUGUUAUCCAUGUUUUUAAUCCUGAAGAGAAGGCAUGUAUGCUUUUCCUGAUAUGAAUUUUAAAAGGUUCAUGUUGAGCCUUUUGUUUUCGGUUAAAUCUUUUUCCAUGACCUGAGUGCCACUUAUUUCUUCAAUCAUCAUACAUCGGAGGAAAAUUCAUUUGUGGCCUUAAGUAUAGAUGUUAGCUAGAUGUAUAUGGGAGGCAGAUUGAUGGAAUUUAUGGAAAUGAAGUUGAGAGGUUCCC
Rubroshorea leprosula is the source of this 1110-nucleotide messenger RNA. Lineage: Eukaryota; Viridiplantae; Streptophyta; Magnoliopsida; Malvales; Dipterocarpaceae. The record is from the annotation of a GenBank genome assembly.